This is a messenger RNA of Aspergillus bombycis, 1074 nucleotides long. Its product is annotated as F-box domain protein. The transcript has a single exon. Gene Ontology annotation, molecular function: protein binding. The record is from RefSeq and is a predicted model, not a curated record. Bases 1 to 1074 code for a protein of 357 amino acids. Lineage: Eukaryota; Fungi; Ascomycota; Eurotiomycetes; Eurotiales; Aspergillaceae.
AUGUCAUUCGAUCAUCUAGCCACGGAGCUAUUGCUCCAUGUAUUUCGUUCCUGUGAAACAAUAUCCGACAUUUUGAACCUUGCAUCAACCUGUCGACGACUUCGAACUGUAUUUAACAGAUCCAAUAAGCUCCAAACUCUUGCCGAUAUUGCCGAGCGCGAAUUCGGACCACUAGGCGAGAUCAUCCAAAUCGUAACACAAAACGCAAGCCAACCCGCUCACCUAAUACGCAAGCCCCCCAUGACCGAUCCCCUCUUUAAACAAAUAGUCCGAGUCGGACGCGUAGCUCAGACAUGGGAGACGAUCUAUCCCGUCAAGAAAUGGAAGGUGGAUUAUGAAAACCGACGAUCAUUGACAGACGAUGAGCGAGUCCGCCUCCGCCGAGCUAUCUAUCGGCUGUGGCUCUACCAUCGCGCAUUCCAUACGCGCACGCAUGAUCGCUUCAGCCGUAAACGCCCACAUGUCGUUACCGAGCGCGCGCAGCUCCUGCAUAACUGGUCUACGCAGGAGCUGGCCGAUAUCGAGGACGUGCGACUCAUUAUCGGCGAUGUCGUCCAAAAUCAUAUUUGCCCUAGUAACGGGACGAUUCAGCGAAAGUUUCGCAAACGAUUCCCGGAAAGCCACCACCAGUUGGCAUUUAAUAUCCAUUUGAAUUAUCCAGCGCGCAGCCCUCUUGGGUCUUCCGGGCUCUUUGAUAGCCCGAAUUCGGUCGAUCAAUACUAUCACACCGCGCAUUCUGCCAAUUUUACUGAGUCGCCGGCGAAAUAUAGAUCUAGGUUCCGGAAUGACUAUUUCCAUGAUCCCGGCGCUGAAGGCUGGGGUGAUGAGAUCCCUCACUACUACGUGGUCCAGGACAUGAUGAAGCUUGAUCCAGGCCAAGUGCUCUGGCUGCGCGAGCAUGCGCCCCUUAAAGAACAGGUAGAGGGCUAUGUGCAUUCCCUGGGAGAUUGGUUUCGCGACAAUGGAGAGACAUUCGGGGAUACCCUUGAAUGGGUGAUGAAAGAGAGAGGCGACGAUAUCGAAGAGUUCAGGGCGGCCAUUUCGGACCGGGAGGUAGGAAUCGUGUGGGAUUAA